ACACCAGACUCCACUCCAGAGAUUCAUUUUAUGUUGUUCUUUAAUCACAAAAGAUAUUCUACCAAGGCUUAGUUAGUUUAUAACAACUAGAACCGAUAAAGCUUAGUAAUUGUGUAUUAAUUUUUUAGAAUAUUUUCACAAGGGUGCCGCUGCUCUUUCAUCCAGCUCCAGCAGCCCAGCCUUUCUUUUCACCCUCAACUCCCAAAUCUGAGCCUAAUUUUCACAAGCUUAUGAAGCUUCUGGGAUUGCUCCAUUAUUUGAAAUUUAUCGCUUUCACUGAAGAGUGUGAAAAGUAAGGCUUUUUGAAGUGAUCAGUUGAUUGAAUUUCACCUAUUCAAAUUAAGUUUGAAUAUGGGGAAAGAGGAUUCUUGAUUAGUGUCAGAUAGUGACUAUUCAUGAAAGUGAUUAAACAUCUUUCAUGGACAAUGGUGGUGGCUGAAAUGGAGUUGGGUCGCUGUAUGAUUUAAUCUGUACAAUUCAACUGUUUCUUUGUUGUGUCAUAGUGUCACUGUAUCAUUUUGUACCCGAACUCCAGACAACAGAUUUCAAUGGGAGAAUCUCGACCUCCUUAUUCUCCAUUUAAUCUUUCUGAAUCUACCUCUUCGAAUAACACUGGAAGAUUUCAACUAGAUGGGCAUGGAAUUCGUGGUGGUCCUAGAAUUCAGGACCUGAAGAAGAGAGGCCAUGGAAGUCGUUCUUGGAUAAAGAUUGAUGUUAAUGGAGACACAGAGAUUUUGGAGCUUGACAAGGCUUUCAUAAUGAGACACUGUUCUUUGCCUGCCAGAGACCUUAGGCUUUUGGAUCCCUUGUUCAUUUACCCUUCCACAAUAUUAGGACGCGAAAAGGCUAUUGUCAUCAGUCUGGAACAAAUCAGAUGUAUAAUUACAGCUGAUGAGGUUAUUCUUAUGAAUUCAUUAGAUGGAUCCGUUAUUCAAUACAAGUCGGAAUUGUCGAAGCGCCUUCAGUCAAACAAACAACACUCGGAUGAUCAACCUUUUGAAUUUAGAGCGUUGGAGUUGGCAUUGGAACUAACUUGCAUGUCUCUAGAUGCUCAGGCAAUAGAACUGGAAAUGGAGAUAUACCCUGUGCUAGAUGAAUUGGCAUCAUCUAUAAGCACUCAUAACCUAGAACGUGUUCGCAGACUUAAAGGCCAACUGCUUGCCCUGACUCAGCGAGUUCAGAAGGUCCACGAUGAAAUAGAACAUCUCAUGGAUGAUGACGAAGACAUGGCUGAGAUGUACCUGACUGAGAAGAAACAAAGGUCUGAGGGUUAUCCUGUGAGUGACCUUGGUUUUCAAUCAGGUACGUUCUAUGAGGCCAAAACAUUGUCAAAAUCUGCUCCUGUUUCACCAGUGGGGUCAAUCGGUGGAGUUCAUAAAUUGCAAAGGGCUUUUAGCCAAUUGACAAGUUCAAGCAGACAUGGAAGCUUCAUUAGUUCAUCCAACAGUGGAGAAAACAUUGUACAACUUGAAAUGUUGCUCGAGGCGUACUUUGUCGUCAUCGACCACACUCUCAGCAAGUUGUCUACGCUUAAGGAAUACAUCGACGAUACAGAGGAUCUGAUAAACAUAAAACUGGGAAAUGUGCAGAAUCAGCUGAUACAAUUUGAGUUGCUUAUAACAGCAGCUACAUUUGUGGCAACAAUAUUUGCUGCAGUGACUGCUGUAUUUGGAAUGAACUUUGAAGAAGCAACUAUCUUUAACUAUCCAUCUGCAUUCAAUUGGGUUCUAAUUAUAACUGGCUUUUUAUGUGGAUUCUUGUAUUUGUCAUUCCUCAUUUAUUUUAGGCACAAAAAAGUAUUUCCAUUGUAAUUUGUUGAGCGGGGAGACUAAUCUUAUCCCAAUGCAAAUGAUUCUUUCGUCUUUUCUUAUUUAUUAAUCUUGUUUGUCUUGUCUCAACUAAUGUAGUGGUCAUUUAUCAA
Messenger RNA from Cannabis sativa, 1921 nucleotides. RefSeq names its product magnesium transporter MRS2-5. Lineage: Eukaryota; Viridiplantae; Streptophyta; Magnoliopsida; Rosales; Cannabaceae. The coding region runs from base 549 to 1811 and encodes 420 amino acids. Gene Ontology annotation, molecular function: magnesium ion transmembrane transporter activity. The record is from RefSeq and is a predicted model, not a curated record. Gene Ontology annotation, biological process: magnesium ion transport. The transcript has 7 exons.